Messenger RNA from Danio rerio (zebrafish), 5985 nucleotides. NCBI's taxonomy places the organism in Eukaryota, Metazoa, Chordata, Actinopteri, Cypriniformes, Danionidae. The record is from RefSeq and is a predicted model, not a curated record.
CGGUGUGGGACGCCUAGUGGACUGAGAGCUCAACACACGAACUUCUGUCAGCCCUGUGUUUUCAGUCGCAGCCCCGAGCCGAAGAUACCGGAGAAACUCACAGCCAGUCGCGCUCAAUUCAGCCUUUAUAACCGCGACCGACCGCGUCGUGACGGACACACGGCAUUCAGAACAACGCGACGGGGGCUCGUUCACGAUUUAUUGAUCACCUGUGCGGGCGUGCGCGCGGUUAAUGGAUUAAAAUGUGAAUCUGUGAGUUUACUUUGCAGCAAAGGCUGAUUUCUGACUGACAUCAUUCACCAGGCGGAUCAGGAUUUUAAAGAUGGAGCUCUGGAUUUUGGCUGUGUGUCGGAUCAGCUUGAUGUUGACACUGAUGUCAUCCACUGGACAGGGGGUGGCGAGUCAGACACAGAGCGCUUAUUUCCUCCCCGAAUUUGCACUUUCUCCACAAGGAAGCUUUCUGGAAGACACAACCGGAGAGCAGUAUCUCACCUACCGCUACGAUGACCAGUCGUCAAGAACGACCCGGUCUGAUGAGGAGAGGGACACUGGUUGGGAUGCCUGGGGCACGUGGAGUGACUGUUCUCGCACAUGUGGGGGCGGAGCCUCAUAUUCAUUACGCAGGUGUCUGAAUGGAGGGAACUGCGAGGGCAGAAACAUCCGUUACAGAACAUGCAGCAACACAGACUGUCCUCUAGAGUCAGGUGACUUCAGGGCUCAACAAUGCUCCGCCCACAAUGACAUCAAGUACCAGGGACAAACCUAUGAAUGGAUACCUGUGACCUACGACCCGGUUUCACCCUGCGCCCUCCGAUGUCAAGCUCGGGGGAAAGGCCAGGUGGUGGAACUGGCGCCCAAAGUGUUGGACGGGACUCGGUGCAAGGCGGACUCUCUGGAUAUGUGUAUCAGUGGGAUCUGUCAGGAGGUUGGCUGUGACAGACAGCUGGGCAGCAACGCUAAAGAGGACAACUGUGGUGUGUGUGCUGGAGACGGCUCCACCUGUAGACUGAUCCGAGGUCAGGCUCUGCCCCACGUCUCACCUGAAGAACCCAUAAAGACGGUGAUUGAAGUGCCAAUGGGAAGCAGAGGCCUCAGGAUAACAGCCAAGGGACCAGACAUGAUCGUGAUUGAAGCCCAUGGACAGAACAGCCGGAGAGAAGAGGUGCAUUUCAGCUCUUCAGGAUCUCACUCUCUGGGCAACAAUACAGUGGAGUUUCAGAGAGGAGCAGAGCGCCAGACCCUCCGCUGCUACGGCCCGCUCACAGCAGACUUCACUGUGAAGGUGAAGUAUGCCGGUCCUAAAGACACAGUGAUACAGUUCAUGUUUUAUCAGCCCAUUCGCUACCAGUGGAGGGAGACUGACUUCUUCCCCUGCUCCGUCACCUGUGGAGGAGGUUAUCAGCUGAAUUCAGCCGACUGCGUGGAUAUCCGCUAUAACAGAUCGGUUGCGGAGCACUUGUGCCACAGUUUCCCAGAAAACACCAAACCCACACCCAAACUCAAAGAGUGCAACAUGGAACCCUGUCCUGAAAGUGAUGGAUUUAAGGAAGUGAUGCCGUAUGACCAUUUCCAGCCUCUUCCUCGAUGGGAGCAGAACCCGUGGACGUCGUGCUCGGUGUCGUGCGGAGGGGGAUCUCAGGAGAGGAGUAUCGUGUGUGUGGAGGAGGACGUUCAUGGUCAGAUUGUGCAGGUGGAGGACUGGAAGUGCACACACUCACCUCGACCAAUCAGCAAACAGAACUGCAACACCUUUGACUGUCCGCAGUGGAUGGCCAUGGAGUGGUCUCAGUGCACGGUCACCUGUGGUCCAGGUUUGCGCUACAGAGUUGUUCUGUGUGUGGAUUAUAAUGGUCAACACGCCGGUGGCUGCAAUCCUCACCUCAAACCUCAUAUCAAAGAGGACUGCCUCGUCCCCAUCGCAUGCCACAAACCACGAGAGAACCAGCCUGUGGAAGCCAAGCUGCCCUGGUUGAAACAAGCUCAAGAGCUGGAAGAAACCAAAGUAGCCUUGGAAGACCCAACGUUUGUCCCGGAGCCGUGGUCAUCCUGCAGUGUGUCUUGUGGUCUGGGCAUCCAGCGGCGUCAGGUGAAGUGUAAAGUGCUGCUGUCCUUCACUCAAGCUGAGGUCGAACUGCCUGAUGAAGAGUGCCAUGAAGAAAAGCCUUCCUCUCAAAGGAGCUGUGAUUCAGGGCCCUGUUUGGCAGCUCCAGACUCCUCGCGGUGGCCCCUGAGGACCCCUGAGGGCCCCAAUCAGCAUGGUUAUGCUUGGGAGUACAUUGGCUUCACUGCUUGCUCUGCAUCAUGUGCUGUCGGCAAACAGAUGGCUGUUGUCAGGUGUGUGAACACCUUGAAGAAGGAGAUUGUUGAUGACUUGCUCUGCAAUGGAUCCAAAGCUCCAGUUUCCCUGCUGCGCAUCUGUAACCCUCAACCGUGCCCUUCAAGAUGGGAGGUGAGUGUGUGGAACCUGUGUUCAGUGUCGUGUGGUGUGGGGCUUCAGACGAGGAGUGUGUCCUGUGUCAGAUCUGUGGCUGGAAACCGUACCGAAUCACUGUCCAGCAAAGACUGCGUGGAGAAAAGACCCAAUGAACUACAGGCCUGCAACCAGGUGGCUUGUCCACCGUCCUGGGAGGCUGAGGAAUGGCAGCAGUGCUCUCAUUCGUGCGGCAGAGGCUCCCAAUGGCGGAAGGUUUACUGUAAACAGAGACUGGCUACUGGAAGCUACCGCAGAUUGAGGGAUGAGGACUGCAGCGGACCCAAACCUGACGUCCACAGGAUUUGCACCAAUGCUGACUGUCUGCUGCCUCGUCUGGAAGGUGGAGAGUGGUCCAAGUGCUCUGUGACGUGUGGUAAAGGUGUUCAGCGGAGGGAGCCCGUGUGUAGGAGACAGACAGCCUCGGGUCAGCUGGUCACCCUGGACAGGACAUCAUGCAGUGAUCUUCCCCUUCCUCCUCUGAUCAGGAGCUGCCGCAUGAGCCCAUGCAACAAGCACAAGCACUCCAAAAAGCGCUGCCCUCAGGUCAUUGGUCUGAAACGCAUCUACAUCCAGAACAGACCAGAAAAACGGCUGAGUUUCACCAUUGGAGGACGAGCCUACCUUCUUCCCAAGACCACCGUGAUUAUCAAAUGUCCCGUUCGACAUUUCCCUAAAGCCCAGAUCCGUUGGGAGAAGGACGGGGAUGAGCUGACCAGCUCCAAACGCCUCAGCAUCACCAAAUCCGGGGCUUUGAGGAUCUACAACCUGGAAGCUGAAGAUAUCGGAGUGUACCGCUGUUGGGCCAACCAAGAUUCAGACACCUUCAUCCUGAAGCUGAUCGGAUACAAUAACAGGCUCCUGGAUCAUCCGAGUUUGGGAAAGGAAAGAAGGGGGAACUUUCAUCCAUACCUCAACAAAGAAGGAGGUUUUGUUAGUUCGAAAUGCAAUGAAGGAUUCACGAAUGGAAACAAGGCUUCGAAAUCAAGUUGGAUGCAAAAAAACGAAUUCUACAGAGACGAUGAUGGACAUCCCAAGGAGAUGCUUUGGGAUACUCUUGCUUUGGGAAACUAUGCUUUGGCUUCAAGCACUAGUAGCCACACAGGAGCCUUCGUUCUUGAACCUGCACAAUUUGAGGAGCUUGUGAAAAACAUCAGUCAGCUUGCAGAGAGUGGCGAUGUGACGGAUGAAAUGGCGUCGCAACUAAUUGGGAAACUACUAGAGGACUUGGCUGCUGCAGGGCAAGGGCAAGUUCCUAUUGAGGAAAGCACUACAGUGGACAAUUAUUUAGAUAGGACGUCAAACACUUCUGAACUUUUUGGUACGGAGGUUUCAAAAAUAGCAGCAAUCGUUCGACAGAAGCAUCACGGAUCUGUUAUGAGCUUCCAGCGGGAUCUCAGGAUCCAUGUGGGAAGGACUGCUUACCUGACCAAUGCAACCCACAGCCUUACACUGUUGUGUCCCAGUAAGGGAUCACCAAAGCCAAAGCUCUCCUGGACCAAAGAUGGAGCUCCACUGCAGGACAUCAACAGGGUAUCAUGGGACAGCAGUGGUGGAGAACUGCACAUCUCCAGCCCUGGUGCCAGUGAUGUGGGCAUCUACAGGUGCACCUCCACCAAUGAACUGGGCUCAGAUUCAGAAACAACACAAGUUCUGUUAGCCGAAAGUCCCACGAUCGCUGCCUCACGCAGAAACACAUCAGAUCUGAAGAGUACGAGCCUGAAGGUGGUGGUUGGAGGUGUUAUCCGGGUCCGUUCUGGUGCCAACCUCACCCUGGAGUGUCCCGUCAAAGGUGUCCCCCAUCCAGCAGUGAGUUGGCACCGAAAGGAGGGUCCGCUGGACGCCCGUGCUAGUCCUCUCCUGAGCGGAUCACUGCUCCUUACAAACCUCACACAGCAGGAUGAAGGCACCUACUCCUGCAUCGCUGCCAACACCAUCGGCAAAUCCGCUGCCUCCAGCCGGAUCAGUGUGGAGGGAGCGGUGGGUGAACCUGACCUUCAGUCCUCAAAGCAGAUGAACAGGAAGAGGGUUUUGAUGGCAUCUCAGGUCGGCACCAGCGCCUAUGUCAGGCCUGGAGACACAUUGCGCAUAGGUUGCCCCGUGGUGCCCGGUCACAGGAGGCCCAUCCGCUGGAGGUUUGAGAACCGGACUCUGGCAGCGGCUGCAGGCGGUCUCUAUCGCCUGCUAGUGGGAGGACGAGUGCUGGAGAUCAACACUCACACGGGGAGCUUCAGCGGAAGAUACCAGUGUCAAACACAAACCAACAACCAACAGCAGCUUACAGCCUGGAUACACCUGCUCUCACAAGAGUUUGAGUGGCGUUUGGGCGACUGGAGCACGUGCAGCUCGUCCUGUGGAAACAGAGGGACUCAGAUGAAGAAGAUUAAAUGUGUGUCGUCAGAGGGCAGAGAGUCUUCUCAUGCAGCCUGUCAUUAUCUCCCCAAACCCAGCAGUCAAACGCGCCCCUGCAACCUCCUGCACUGCCCGCCCAGCUGGGUGUCAACAGUGUGGUCGAGGUGUUCCAGCUCCUGUGGGCGGGGCUUCAGAGAGAGGCGGGUCUCCUGUCAGCAGGUGGAAGCUUCUGGAAGUGUGAAGGUUUUGCCUAGUAGUGAGUGUGAGGGCUCUCCUCGACCCGAAGACCGACAGGAGUGCAGCUCUCAGGCCUGUGUUGAGUGGAUCUCUGGCCCCUGGGGGAAGUGUGCAGGUCGGUGUCUGGGUCCAGCGAUGGCCACACAGACCAGAACAGUAUCAUGCAGACUCUUCAGCAACUCCACAUCCAAAACAUGCGACCCGAAAGAAAGGCCGUCAGCGGUGAGGAACUGCUCCUCGGAGAUGUGUGAUGUACACUGGAAAGUCUUCCCCUGGAGGACGUGCACUGUGGCCUGCGGCAGUGGCUUCCAGUCCCGCAGAGUGGAGUGUGUCCAUCGCCAGAACAAGAAAACUCUACCAGACCAGCACUGCGCCUGGCAACGGCGACCGGUUACCUGGCAACACUGCAACAUCACUUCCUGUGGCAGCGAGUGUAAAGACAGAACGCACUACUGUCCUGCGGUCAAGCGUUUAAAGCUCUGCUCAGUGGAUCUGUAUCGCCAACGCUGCUGUCAGACCUGUUUACAGGACACCGCCGCCACCUAGAGCCCACCAGAGGAAGUGCAACCAGAGCCACAGACAGCACUGAUUAACGUACAAAGAAUUGCUGAAAUGAUGAAAACCCUGGAGUGUAUAGACUAUUCUGGAGGAUUAUUACACUUCACUGGAUUCCACAAUCAGAGGAAAAAGAACAGCCCAAAGAGAAAAUCUCUUCUCAAUUUAUUUUGAGGUAAUUUAAGAGACGUGCGUUUUUGAUUUCUCUGUGGAUAUGAGAGGAACAUGUUAUUGGACCAUUCGCCUUUGUGAAGGAAAUGUGGUGUGUAAAUGCACUGAUACUAACAAUAUCAGUAGUACACAGAUUUUGGAGUAUAAUGAGAGAUGUUUUCCGAUGUUUUUAAUCCUACUUUAAAGUCAACAUGAAACGC